CCGGCAAGCUGCAUCCCUCUCCGCCGCAGAGGUUUGACUACAGUCAGAAGAAAAAGACACACACACACACACACACUCACUCACAGGCGCGCACAAAAAAGUUUUACAGCUGGCGGGCGACGAUCGUGAUCCGUCGGAGGAGCGAUCUGCGAUCUGAUCUGAGCGAGUGUCUGCUGACAGAGAGGAGGAGGCGGGUUGUCAAAGCUGCAAAGGUGCUUCCAGACUUCAGACGUUACUCCUGACUUGUGGGAAACUACAAUGGCCGACCGAUUCGACUGUCGCAACUGCAAAGAAUCCCUGUACGGCCGCAAGUACAUCCAGUCAGACGACAGUCCGUACUGCAUCCCCUGUUAUGACAGUCUUUUCUCAAACACGUGUGAUGAGUGCAAAGAAUUGAUUGGCCACGAUGCAAGGGAGCUCUUCUAUGAAGAACGGCAUUACCACGAGCACUGCUUCCGCUGUUUCCGCUGUGAUCGCUCAUUGGCAGAUGAACCCUUCACCAGCCAGGAUGAAGCGCUGCUCUGCAACGACUGCUACUGUAAUGAAUUCUCCUCCAAGUGUGUAGCCUGCGACAAGAUUGUCAUGCCAGGUACGAGAAAGCUGGAGUAUGCAGGUUCUACAUGGCACGAGGGCUGCUUCAUCUGUCACAGCUGUGAACAACCAAUUGGCUCAAAGUCUUUCAUUCCUGACAAGGAUGAGCACUACUGCGUGCCCUGCUACGAGGACAAGUUCGCUCCGCGCUGCACACGCUGUAAAAAGACCCUGGCUAAAGGUGGCGUGACCUAUCGGGAUGAGCCGUGGCAUAAGGAGUGUUUCGUGUGCACCAGCUGUAAGACGCAGCUGGCCGGUCAACACUUCACCUCCCGAGAGGACAGCCCGUACUGCCUCAAAUGCUUCGGCAGCCUCUAUGCCAAAAAGUGUGAGGCCUGCAGCAAACCAAUCACAGGUUUUGGGGGAGGAAAGUACAUCUCAUUUGAAGAACGCCAGUGGCACCAGCCAUGUUUCACCUGCUCCCAGUGCUCCGUCUCACUCGUGGGCGCUGGCUUUUUCCCCGACGGUGACAGGAUCCUGUGCCGCGAUUGUCACAGCAACCUAUAGAGGAGUGAUUUACUCUGUUCUCACCCGUUCACUGUUUGGUAUAGCUUUUCAAGAACCCCAAAUCUUUACAGGCUUGGCAUCACGGGCGAACAAAUGCUGCCUCAGGUCAUUCACAUCAGUGCCUCGUGUCUGUAUCGCAUUUUCACCAGGAGUCAGUUCACAAAUCCUGUUUUGAUGCUGCAUUUUUUUUUGUUGUUGCAUGAACCACCACAGAGAUUUCCUCUUCGACCAAAAAGGAUUUUGUAUAUGGAAUGCCUUAAUUACAGCAUUACUUGUAUGCUAUGUACUGUUGAAGCAAAGAAAAGCAAAAUGCUUGUCACUUUGCAAAAUAUAAUUUUUUAUAUAAAUAAAAUGUCACUUCAGGUAGAAGUCAGGCUCUGAAGAGAAGACACCAAACACUGAUACAGUAUAGUAUAUAAACAUUACAGUUUGUAUUUCAAAGGUAUGGUGGAGUUACUGUUUUAAUGCUCUUAUAACUGCAGUUUUAUGCAUUUUGAAUGUUGCUUUUCCCCUCACGUGUCAGUUAUCUUUCCAUAAUGUAUGUCUCGCUUUGUGCAUCUUGAACAAGUUACUGUAUAUAAUGACAUAGAGGGAGGGGGGGGGACACUUUUGUAAAAAGUGGUAAAAUUAGACCAACUUUAUUAAAUUAAAAUAUCAAAGUAAAGCCGAGAGGAAAAAAGAAAGACUUGCUGAGUAUAUGUUCCGUGAGGUUGUCAGUUUUUGGUGGUCAAUACAACUCAUUUGCACUCUGGGUAAGAUAUCCCGUUGUUAUGUGCACAUAAAAUACACAAUUCAAAGACAUGGCACAAGACACGCAGACCACUUUUUUUUUUUUUUUGUCAUGUAUCUGCUUAUGUUGAACUUUGCAAUGACACUUAUUUUACAUUAAGUUUAUCUUGUUUCUCUUUUUCGACUGUCUUAAUGAAUCUUUUUUAUCAGCAUUUUGCAAAGAGACAGCAUUUAUAAUCCAAAAGACGCUGAUAUAAAAACGUGUAUUGCAGGAAUAUGCAUGUGUUCAUCUGCCAUGAUUUUGCCUCAGUAAUUAUUUCGUUGCUGUUAGCGCUGUCAGUGUUUUGUUUUUCAUUGUUAGUUUGUGUAUGUGAAAAAAUUAUAUUAAAAAAAUGGCUAUUAUAAUUUCAUUAUUUCAGCUUUGAUGCUGGUGAGUCAGAGUUGGCAAAUGUACUUUUUAACGAUGGAAAAUAGCCCAUCAAGAUGAUAACCGAAUGAACUUACUGUAAAUGAGAUGAUGAUUGAUAUGGCUUAAUGGUUAGUUUUAUUUUUGAAGCCUUAUUAAAUAACUUUACACUGAC
Messenger RNA from Stegastes partitus (bicolor damselfish), 2408 nucleotides. It is a transcript of the gene fhl3a, whose product is annotated as four and a half LIM domains 3a. The transcript is spliced from 6 exons. The record is from RefSeq and is a predicted model, not a curated record. Gene Ontology annotation, cellular component: stress fiber; nucleus; Z disc. Lineage: Eukaryota; Metazoa; Chordata; Actinopteri; Pomacentridae. Gene Ontology annotation, molecular function: transcription coregulator activity; actin binding. Gene Ontology annotation, biological process: actin cytoskeleton organization. The coding region runs from base 259 to 1098 and encodes 279 amino acids.